This is a messenger RNA of Arthroderma uncinatum, 1155 nucleotides long. Its product is annotated as geranylgeranyl pyrophosphate synthetase. Gene Ontology annotation, biological process: isoprenoid biosynthetic process. The record is from RefSeq and is a predicted model, not a curated record. Gene Ontology annotation, molecular function: prenyltransferase activity. Lineage: Eukaryota; Fungi; Ascomycota; Eurotiomycetes; Onygenales; Arthrodermataceae. The coding region runs from base 1 to 1155 and encodes 384 amino acids. The transcript has 3 exons.
AUGUCGGACAGAGUAGCUCCGAAUCUUAUACCUCCUCGUACAAGCUCAACAGGUGUCACAGCUGGAACGUCCAUUCCCACCGUUAAGCCAGUGCCGGAAGAGCAGUGGCUAGCCUCAUCUUCCAAGAAGCCUUGUGCGGGACCAUCUGGAUAUCGAACUGAGAAACUGCCUUCUGUGCCGUGGGAGAAGUCUACCGAAGCCAUGUGGACGGACGAGAAAGAGAACCUGGUGCUGGGACCGUACAAUUACAUGGUCAACCAGCCUGGUAAGGAUAUUCGAGGACAGUUGAUCGCCGCGUAUAAUCGAUGGCUUCAGGUCCCGGAAGAAAGCCUUGCUAUCGUUACGAAGGUCGUGGUGAUGCUUCAUACUGCGUCGUUGCUGGUCGAUGAUGUUGAGGACUCGUCGCAUCUUCGCAGAGGAGUUCCGGUGGCGCAUAGUAUCUUUGGCGUCCCGCAGACGAUCAACUCUGCGAAUUAUGCAUAUUUCCUGGCUCUGGAAGAGAUUCAGAAACUAAACAACCCCGACGCUAUUAAUAUCUUCAUCAAAGAACUCAUGAACUUGCACCGAGGCCAGGGUAUGGACUUGUACUGGAGAGAUACCCUGGCCUGUCCUACUGAAGAAGACUACCUGGAAAUGGUCGGUAACAAGACUGGCGGUCUAUUUAGGCUGGCGAUCAAGCUUAUGCAGGCUGAAAGCAGUGUCCCCAUCGACUGUGUCCCGCUUGUCGACAUAAUGGGCUUGAUGUUCCAAGUCUGCGAUGACUAUCUCAACCUCUCCAACCCAACUUAUAGCAAAAACAAGGGCCUAUGCGAAGACUUGACGGAAGGGAAAUUCUCCUUCCCGGUUAUCCACAGCAUUCGAGCUCAGCCUGAUAACCGCCAGCUUAUCAACAUACUGAAACAAAAGACUAACGACAACGAGGUCAAGCAAUAUGCCGUAAAGUACAUGGAGAGCACCGGCAGUUUUGCAUACACCAGGAAAGUAGCUGUCGAACUACGGGACAAAGCCUUUACCCAGAUCGACGAGCUCGAACGCACCUUUGCCCAAAUCCCUAGAGAGGGGGGUGCAGAAGGAGAGAUGGGAAGCGGCAGUUUGGUGCGCACGAUUCUAAAUCGUAUCAUCGACCCUGUUUUGACGGACUAUGGAGACAGCUGA